GCCGCAGCCCGCGCGUUGCGAGACUCGUGCCGCGGCGAUGGGGCGCUUCAGCCCGGCUUGGCUGGGGGUCCUGGUCUUGGCCGGUAUCCUGGUGCUCGGCUCUGCUACAGUGAAAUAUGAAACGAACCCGGUGAAAUAUGAAAUGAACCCGGUAAAAGGAAGAAGUUUUAUCGGUCAUAAAACCAAUACAAGCAAUACCUCUCGAGAAUACAGUAUAGAUGAAUUUGCCACGAAGAUCCUUACUGGAAAGUUGACUACCGUUUUCCUGCCCAUCGUCUACAUUGUCGUGUUCAUCAUUGGCUUACCAAGCAAUGCAAUGGCUCUCUGGGUCUUCUUCUUGAGAACAAAAAAGAAGCAUCCAGCAGUUAUCUAUAUGGCUAACUUGGCCCUGGCAGAUCUCCUCUUUGUGAUCUGGUUCCCGCUGAAGAUUGCAUACCAUAUGAAUGGCAACAACUGGAUCUAUGGUGAAGGCCUGUGCAAAGUACUUGUUGGGUUCUUUUAUGGCAACAUGUACUGCUCCAUUCUUUUUAUGACAUGCCUCAGCGUACAAAGGUAUUGGGUCAUUGUGAACCCCAUACUGCACUCAAGGAAGAAGUCAGAAAUUGCUUUUGGAGUUUCAGCUGCAAUAUGGGUCCUAAUUCUACUCGGCACCAUUCCAUUAUAUCUUGUGGACCAAACUGUUUCUAUUUCGAACCUCAACAUCACCACCUGUCAUGACGUCUUGCCUCAAGCACUGUUGGCUCACGACAUGUAUAACUACUUCCUCUCUCUAGCCAUCGGAGUCUUCUUAUUCCCAGCCAUUCUCACAGCUGUUGCCUACGUUCUCAUGAUAAGGACUCUGAAUGCUUCAAUUACGGAUGUGAACAUUGGGAAGAAACGCAAAAGAGCCAUCAAGCUCAUUAUUACGGUGCUUUCCAUGUACUUGAUCUGCUUUGUGCCUAGCAAUGUUCUGCUUGUGGUGCACUACUCCCAGAUCAAAUCCAAUGGCAUCAGUAACAUAUAUGCAUUCUACAUCACCGCACUGUGCCUGUCUACUCUAAACAGCUGCAUCGAUCCAUUCAUCUAUUACUUUGUUUCAAAAGACUUUAGAGAUAACCUUAAAAAUGCUCUCCUCUGUCGAAGUGUGCGUACUACAAAGAGGAUGCAAGUCUCCCUCUCUUCAAAUAGAUACCCAAGGAAAUCCCCUUCGUAUUCCUCCAGUUCAAACACAACUAAAUCAACUUACUAAAUUUGUACGCAGAAGGCAAGGAAGCUUGGACUGGCAUUUGCAAAGUUCUGCGCAUCUUAAAAAGGGGAAGUCGUGAUCAUGUUUGAUAGCAGAACUCCAUCAGAACUGACAAACUGCUCCCCCCCCCUUUUCUUUUCUCUGGGAUCUCAAAUGGAAUAUACUACCAUGCUUCAUGGAAAACCCAAGUAACAAGACCUGAUGUAGGUACUAUUUUAAAAAACAAAACACACAAAACAAAACACUACCCAACAACAUCAGAAAGAUUCUAUUUUUGCAGACCGGAUAGUCAGUUGUAAAGAGAACUUUCCAUGUAAAUGUUGAUUGUCCAAUGGGCUGUUACCAAUACCCUGGCAUGUUGUAUCAAAAGACAGUAGCAGUCUUAUGUAACAGUUGAUCUUUAUGUAACAGUGAAAUGGUUUGAGUUUUGAGAGCCACGCUCCUCGUUCAUGAGAGACAAGUCUUGUCUUACAACACAUGCGUAGGAGGAUGUAAACCAAUCAUUCAUGUUUGCCAACCUGUCUAUUGCCAAUCCAGAAUGCAUGAAGGCCCUGGAAUACUGUGUUAUUGAUGUCCAUGUGACUGUUGUUUGCACUGAGA
This is a messenger RNA of Elgaria multicarinata webbii, 1825 nucleotides long. RefSeq names its product F2R like trypsin receptor 1 (gene F2RL1). Lineage: Eukaryota; Metazoa; Chordata; Lepidosauria; Squamata; Anguidae. Gene Ontology annotation, biological process: phospholipase C-activating G protein-coupled receptor signaling pathway; positive regulation of Rho protein signal transduction; thrombin-activated receptor signaling pathway. Bases 38 to 1228 code for a protein of 396 amino acids. The transcript is spliced from 2 exons. Gene Ontology annotation, molecular function: thrombin-activated receptor activity. Gene Ontology annotation, cellular component: plasma membrane. The record is from RefSeq and is a predicted model, not a curated record.